Clonostachys byssicola is the source of this 1695-nucleotide messenger RNA. Lineage: Eukaryota; Fungi; Ascomycota; Sordariomycetes; Hypocreales; Bionectriaceae. The record is from the annotation of a GenBank genome assembly.
AUGAGAACCUCGUUCUCGUCCAUUCUUUUCGGCCUUUGGCUUCUUUGCCUUGGCACGGUCGCUUCAGCUCACGAGUCAUGCGGUUGCACCGUCAUCGUUGUUGAAAUGCCUGAGCAGCCAACCAAGACCGUCGCUGCUCAGGCCCAAACCGUCACCGCCGCUCGCACCAAGAUCGAGACUUCCGUGCGCACCAAACCGACAGUUGCCCGACCUAAAACAGCCGAUACGACAAUUCGUGCUACUUCUACCGCUCACCACAACACCACGGCCACUUUCCUUCCUCGCACUCCAGCAAAAGUCGACUUGAAGAACCCCGAGAAUGCGGUACCCAAAAAGAAAAUCGCAAUGUCCUAUGGCGAUGUUGAAAAGCCCAAGAACCAGACCUUUUCAACCUUUAAGAAUGAGACCGCUGCUCUAAAGGGAGCCAUCGACAUGGAUCUUGUCAUGAGCCAUCCAGCUGUUGUUCUGGACUACAUCGAUGCUAUUGUCUCCGUGGAAUGUUCAGCUGGUUCCGUCAAGGUUCAGUUUGGCAAAUCUGCUGCUUACGAGAAGGCCGCCGAAAGUUGGCUUGACGACGAGGCUUUCAUUCUCAUCACGAACAAUAUGGGCAACUGCAAAACCGAGAUCGGCCAGGCUUUCUAUCUUGUCAAUGGUGUCACAGCGGAUAGAGACUUGAAGUCCAUCACUUGCCACGCUACAGAGCAACAGCUCGCCGACAUUGCAGAAACCUGCGAAAUGUCUUUCACUUCCAUCCCUGCUACCAAAUUGACGAAGCGCCUUACACUGAACCCCAGCCUUUCCCUCGACUUCGGCACUGGCCUUGAGAGAGAUACAGUUCUUUUCAAAGAGGAUCCAUGGGUGACCAUCAAAGCUGAAAAGGCCGAGUUCUCAUCCACAGUCUCUUUCUCUGGUCGUGCCAAGUACAACUUUGGGCUAUUCAAGAUGGAAGAUCUCUAUUUCGAUCUCGACACUCAUUUCUCCGCGGAUGUCGGGUUGUCCGCCGAAGUAGUAGCAGCCUGGUCCAGGUCUAUCCUCUACGACCCUGAUACUCUCACAUAUACGCUUGUCGAAGUUCCUGGUAUUCUGUCUCUUGGACCCGGCGUGGCCUUUGCUGUUGGAGUCGACAUCGAUACCUCGGCUGCUGUGGCUGUCAGAGCCGGCGCAGGUAUCGCUAUUCCAGCAGGAAACGUCCACCUUGAUUUCCUCGACUCGAAAAAGAACGCUGCUACAGGCUGGGAGCCCCAGUACACGUCCUACGCCAACAUCAGCGAGAGCGUUGAGGUUGGUUUGAACGCCAGUGCAUCAGUGACAGUUCAACUCACCUUCAAGCUCCUGGGCGGUUUGGUUGAUCUUAGCAGUGGGCUCACAGCCACUCCUGAGUUCGUUAAUAAAUUCACUUUGGACGCUGAGCAAUCAGCCCAUGCUUCGUCGCAGGGUUCCGGGGUCAAUCUUCUGAACGGAGACUUGUCAGCAGUUCCUGCUCCUGCUUCUACACUUGGUGCAGCAGUCAGUGUUGUCAACCCAACCAAGCAACAUGAAUGCGGCGUUUCUUUCAAGUCUGACUUCAUCUUUGAUUUGGAUGGUUUCGCGACGAAGUGGUGGAAGGCUAACUUGUACCACGUUGAGGUGCCCAUCACAGACAUUUGCUACGAUUUUGAGAAAGGAAAUCUGACAGCAAAGACUCCUUUUAACUAG